Messenger RNA from Staurois parvus, 372 nucleotides. The record is from the annotation of a GenBank genome assembly. Lineage: Eukaryota; Metazoa; Chordata; Amphibia; Anura; Ranidae.
AUGGGCGAGACGGAGACCGGGGGGGAAGCGGCGGCGGAGAGGCCGGGACCUCCACCAGAGGAGCCGGUGCUGUGGAGCCCCGAGGUGGAAGUCUGUCUCUUCCAUGCCAUGCUCGGCCAUAAGCCCGUAGGGGUGAACAGACACUUCCACAUGAUCUGCAUCCGGGACAAGUUCAGCCAGAACAUUGGCCGUCAGAUUUCAUCAAAAGUCAUCUGGGAUCAUCUCCGUACCAUGUAUGAUAUGCAGGCUUUGCAUGAAUCUGAGAUCCUUCCUUUUCCAAACUCUGAAAAGAACUUUAUACUUCCUGAAGAGAUCAUCCAGGAGGUGAAGGAAGGUGAGAUCUUACUUUUCCUGUAUCGUUAUACAGUUUAA